AUGGGGCUCAAGGCUCGCAGGGCGGCGGGGGCGGCCGCCGACGGCGGCGGCGAAGGGGGCGGCGGAGGCGGCGGGGCAGCUAACCCUGCCGGAGGGGACGCGGCUGUGGCUGGCGACGAGGAGCGGAAAGUCGGGCUGGCGCCAGGAGACGUGGAGCAAGUCACCUUGGCGCUAGGGGCCGGGGCCGACAAAGACGGGACCCUGCUGCUGGAGGGCGGUGGCCGCGAAGAGGGGCAGCGGAGGACCCCGCAGGGCAUCGGGCUCCUGGCCAAGACCCCCCUGAGCCGCCCAGUCAAGAGGAACAACGCCAAGUACAGGCGCAUCCAAACUUUGAUCUACGACGCCCUGGAGAGACCGCGGGGCUGGGCGCUGCUCUACCACGCGCUCGUGUUCCUGAUUGUCCUGGGGUGCUUGAUUCUGGCCGUGCUCACCACCUUCAAGGAGUACGAGACUGUGUCUGGAGACUGGCUUUUGCUGCUGGAAACAUUUGCUAUUUUCAUCUUUGGAGCCGAGUUUGCUUUGAGGAUCUGGGCCGCAGGAUGUUGCUGUCGAUACAAAGGCUGGCGCGGACGACUGAAGUUUGCCAGGAAGCCCCUGUGCAUGUUGGACAUCUUCGUGCUGAUUGCCUCUGUGCCAGUGGUUGCCGUGGGAAACCAGGGCAAUGUCCUGGCCACCUCCCUGCGAAGCCUGCGCUUCCUGCAGAUCCUGCGCAUGCUGCGGAUGGACAGGAGGGGCGGCACCUGGAAGCUCCUAGGCUCAGCUAUCUGCGCCCACAGCAAAGAACUCAUCACUGCCUGGUACAUCGGCUUCCUGACACUCAUCCUGUCUUCGUUUCUUGUCUACCUGGUGGAGAAGGAUGUGCCAGAGGUGGACGCACAAGGAGAGGAAAUGAAAGAGGAGUUUGAGACCUAUGCAGAUGCCCUGUGGUGGGGCCUGAUCACACUGGCCACCAUCGGCUACGGAGACAAGACGCCUAAAACCUGGGAAGGACGCCUGAUUGCCGCCACCUUUUCCUUAAUCGGCGUCUCCUUUUUUGCCCUUCCAGCAGGCAUCCUUGGCUCAGGACUGGCGCUCAAGGUACAGGAACAGCACCGUCAGAAGCACUUUGAGAAGAGAAGGAAGCCAGCUGCCGAACUCAUCCAGGCUGCCUGGAGAUAUUAUGCUACCAACCCCAAUAGGAUUGAUCUAGUGGCAACCUGGAGAUUUUAUGAAUCAGUUGUCUCUUUCCCAUUUUUCAGGAAAGAACAGCUGGAAGCAGCAGCCAGCCAAAAGCUGGGUCUCUUGGAUCGGGUUCGCCUUUCUAAUCCUCGUGGUAGCAAUACUAAAGGAAAGCUAUUUACCCCUCUGAAUGUAGAUGCCAUAGAAGAAAGCCCUUCUAAAGAACCAAAACCCGUGGGCUUAAACAAUAAAGAGCGUUUCCGCACCGCCUUCCGCAUGAAAGCCUACGCUUUCUGGCAGAGUUCUGAAGAUGCUGGGACAGGCGAUCCCAUGGCAGAAGACAGGGGCUAUGGGAAUGACUUCCUCAUUGAAGACAUGAUCCCCACCCUGAAGGCUGCCAUCCGAGCUGUCAGAAUUCUCCAAUUCCGCCUAUAUAAAAAAAAGUUCAAGGAGACUUUGAGGCCUUACGAUGUGAAAGAUGUCAUUGAGCAGUAUUCCGCAGGGCAUCUUGACAUGCUUUCCAGGAUAAAGUACCUUCAGACGAGAAUAGAUAUGAUUUUCACCCCUGGACCUCCAUCCACUCCAAAACAUAAGAAGUCUCAGAAAGGCUCAGCAUUUACCUACCCAUCCCAGCAGUCUCCAAGGAAUGAACCAUAUGUAGCCAGGGCAGCCACAUCAGAAACUGAAGACCAAAGCAUGAUGGGGAAGUUUGUAAAAGUUGAAAGACAGGUUCACGACAUGGGGAAGAAACUGGACUUCCUCGUGGACAUGCACAUGCAGCACAUGGAACGCCUGCAGGUCCAUGUCACAGAGUACUACCCGACGAAGGGGACCUCGUCCCCAGCAGAAAAGGAAAAGAAAGAGGACAACAGGUAUUCUGAUUUGAAAACCAUCAUCUGCAACUACUCAGAGACAGGCCCCCCAGACCCACCCUACAGCUUCCACCAGGUGCCCAUCGACAGAGUCGGCCCCUAUGGGUAUUUUUCACGUGACCCCGUGAACCUGACCCAAGGGGGACCCAGUUCGACAAAGGCUCAGCCCACCCUUCCCUCCUCGGGAAGUACAUAUGCAGAGAGGCCCACAGUUCUGCCCAUCUUGACUCUUCUGGACUCGUGUGUGAGCUACCACUCGCAGACAGAACUGCAAGGCCCUUAUUCGGACCGCAUCUCACCCCACCAGAGACGCAGCAUCACUAGGGACAGUGACACGCCUCUGUCCCUCAUGUCCGUCAACCACGAGGAGCUGGAGCGGUCUCCAAGUGGCUUCAGCAUCUCCCAGGACAGAGAUGAUUAUAUGUUUGGCCCCAGUGGGGGAUCGAGCUGGAUGAGGGAGAAGAGGUACUUGGCUGAGGGGGAGACGGACACAGACACAGACCCCUUCACGCCUAGUGGUUCCAUGCCUAUGUCAUCCACUGGGGAUGGCAUUUCGGAUUCUAUAUGGACCCCUUCCAACAAACCCGCGUAGAAGGGGUCACUGGAUGACUCCUGGUACUGUAGACAGACUUUGUACAGCUCACUUACUCUCACGCCUAGCACUUGCAAUGGUGUAAGUGGCUGUGUCAAGCGCAUGCAUGUGCGCGGUGGCCCCCCUACAAGCAGGGGCUUCUCACAGCCUUCUUCCUCCCUGUGUCACUGCAACAGAUUCGCUUCCUUUUCAGCAUGGUUUGCAUGACUUGACACUAUAUAAACGGCACUGUUAGUCUCUUCUAGAUACACCUUUAUCUGCUCUUCUUACUUUCAAUCAUGAUCAAACAAGUACAGGGAGACUUACUGGUGAGCUGUGCUAUUUGUUUGGUUGGCUGGUUUGGGUUUUGAUUUGGAUAAACUGAGAGCAGGGUUUAAGUUAUUUCAAGGCUCACUUCCCCUUUGUGUAAAAUUGCUCCAGUUAAAUCAACUGUUUUCUAAAGCAAGGAAAUAAUUUUCUCAACCAAAACAUACAGUGCAUUCCAAAUGAGGCUGGAGGGCAGGAACAAGAUAGUCAAUCAACACCCAAAGCCAAGAUUUUGAAAAUUAUUUCACUAAUGGAAGGCUGGUAAAAGUAUUUAAACACUCCCAAAGGGACUUGGUCUACUGUUUUACAGUACUGUGCCUCAGUUUCCUCAUCUGUAAGAUGUUGGUGAUCCAAAAUAUAACAUCACACGUAUUUUGGAUUGGUGAGGAGAAAUCUUCCAUACAUACCACAAACACAGAAAAAUAGUUCCCAAUUUAUGUAGCCAAAGAUAAUGAAAUUUCCCAGAAGUGAGGUGCCCCCUCUUGGCAGGAAUUAUAUUUCAUGUCUUCAAAAUAAGAUUCCAACCCACUCUUCUGCCUGUACUUGAAUCCCAAGUGGAAAUUAGAAUCAAGAGCGAUUAUCUCUCCAAGUCCUCUAUUUAAAAGUAGGAAGUUUGGGCACAAGUCAAGUGACAUUCCUUGAGACACUUGGUCGUCAUGUAUAGAGUAAGGACUCCAAGCCUCUGCCUGGUGAUGACUCGCUCCUUGCCUGAGUUUUCCCCUCCCAUUAUCCCAUGUGCACACCCGGAUGCAGAAAUCGUGCCAAGACACCAGCACUCUUUAUCCAUGAGAUAUAAUCUCCACUCUUUAUUCAAAGUGAGGAGGAUAUCUACUUUGAGCGCAAAGCAUGCUCAUGUGAUGCUUUGUAUGGGGGAUCCAGGGUGGAGAAUACAAACUAGUUAUGAAUAUCCAAAUAGGAAGAAUUCCCAGAAUCAUUCACUUUUACUCUCCUCCCCCACCCUGAAAUUUUCAAAAUGAAAAUACUAGAACCACCCAAAAUCAAAAGAGCUGCUGGAGUGUCAGCCAACAGCCUAGAGAUCCCUGCCCUACUGCAGGAGGAUGGAUGCUAAGCACAAGCCACCCUGUGGCCUCCUGGGAGGUAUUGCUACAUGCUGCAAACCUCUGAUUAAAAAAAAGGUUGGACUUUGGCUAUUCUUGCUAGAUCACUACGCCACAAUAUUAGUGUCUCAGUCUUCUCACGAAUCAAAACACUGGUUUUAAAUCAUUGCCAUGGUGACCAUUAAGGUGAUAAAAAUACCCUAAAUAAGUGUUUACAUGCCAAUGCUGUUUGCUCUGUUGUCAAGAUCCAUAGAUACCGUGGCAGACAUCUGGCUGAUGGUUUCAUAAACUCCUGAUCCUAGGAUCCUGCCCUGUGUUGGGUAGAGAUUCCACAGCAAUUGGUUUCUUUCAAUCCACAUGCUGAGAUUGGUCCUGUACAAACUGCUGAGAAUAAGUAAUGGCAAAAGCUUGCCCCAUGAUAUAGGUACUUAAAUCCAAAUCUUUCAAUUCCACGAACUGUGACAAGCACUGAGAAUGGAAAGGGGUACCUUUCCAUGGAUGGUAUCAUGAAUAGAACCAUUAAGUUCAAGGCAGGCAAUAUAGUCACACACAUUGGAUGCAGACUUUUUUGGUUUGCAAAUUGACUUUCUGACAAUCUGAAAGACAAAGGCUGUUGCCCUGUCUUCCCAGUUCUUUCAAUAUGACUUCAGUGGUACCACUGGGGCUAUAAGAAAACUUACACCUCUUCCAAGGGACGUGGUUCUUGAAUCUGACCUUCCUAGAAUGUUUUCAUCAGAAAUAGGUGUACUAUCUAGCACCAAAUAUAUGCUACCCUUCUUUAUAUGCAUGGGAUUGGGGAGGAAGUUAGAGAAAAAUAUGUACCAUGUGAUUUUUCCUAACAUAUUCACAUUCCUUCAGAACUUCCUGGCAUUGGUAUACUACAUGUGGAUGCAUUUCUUCAGGAGUUCAGUGGAGUUCUUGGUCAAGAAUUCUGUGAACUGAAGCUUGCAUUGUCUUGCAAGCAAGCUAUAAGUAAGCAGUCUUGUUUUCCUAAUUCAAAAUCAGAGGGGCAGAAAUUAGUUUUGUAUUGAUUAUCAGCUUAGCAGAUGUCAGUUGUCUGUAUCAGAUAGGCACAACCAAAUACGUAGUGCAUAGAGGACUGCUGUGAAGAGCCCAUCUAAGAGAACAAACAGGAGAAAGAGGGUCUGGAGUCCUUCUACCGUAAUAUUCUUCUAUAGAAUUCUAGACCAGCAAACAAAACCUACUCAUCUAAACCUGUUGGUACAUUGCCUGAUUGCCCAUGGCUGGCACUGAGGAUGCAGAAGUUCUACUCUUGGGGAUGAAAUGAUGGCGUGUGUGUCCCAUGAAGAUCUUUUGUAAGUCAAGAAAAAAAAUAAUCGAAGGACAAAAUAAUCCUAAAGAAUUGGAUACCAUGUACCAAAAAUCAUACAAGUCGCUCUGCAGCGUGCUGAGGAGAUCCCAGCAGUUUUUUGCAGAAACCUAGAAAUACU
This is a messenger RNA of Alexandromys fortis (reed vole), 5437 nucleotides long. It is a transcript of the gene Kcnq3, whose product is annotated as potassium voltage-gated channel subfamily Q member 3. Gene Ontology annotation, molecular function: voltage-gated potassium channel activity. The coding region runs from base 1 to 2622 and encodes 873 amino acids. Gene Ontology annotation, cellular component: membrane; voltage-gated potassium channel complex. Gene Ontology annotation, biological process: potassium ion transmembrane transport. The transcript is spliced from 15 exons. NCBI's taxonomy places the organism in Eukaryota, Metazoa, Chordata, Mammalia, Rodentia, Cricetidae. The record is from RefSeq and is a predicted model, not a curated record.